UUUCCUCUCCAGCUCAGACAAUAAAAACAAGGCGAAGCCCACACACACACAGAGACGGCACGGCAGCAUCUCAGCACCACUCCAAGCUAAAUGUCUGAGGAGUGAAACAGAGAAACUGCUGCCUGGGUGAGAAAUAUGGACACACGGCCGCCGAGCUGGGACUAGAGAUGUAGUUGCAAGGAUGCCAGCCAGCUCCAUCUCUCGUUUGCUCCUGUUCGUCUGGAUCUGCGCGGUCCGGGAGGCGCUGGCCAAAUCUCUUCCAGAUCAGGGAGCAUUUGAGGUGCAAAUAAAAGUCCAGGUGUUCGACAACAGCGACCUGUCACCGCUGGUGGACGCUCAGGUGGAAGUCCACAGCAACCACACCAUCUUGGCGUCCAGCAGGGCCGGCAGCGAUGGCGUCCUGAGAGUCAGCUUCCUGUACCGCCCCGGAACAUGGGUCAUCAUCACAGCCUCCAAACAAGACUACGUCACCAACUCUGUGCCCUGGCACUCCAGCCGCAUCCCCCUGUAUGCCUCCGUCAGCCUGUACCUCCUGGUUCAGAGGCCAGGAACACUUAUUCUGUACGAUGACGUGCUGCAGGUGCUGUCUGGGUCGCCAGGAGCUCGUAACCAGCCGCUGGUGCAGCUCCAGAGGAAGUCCCUUCAGCUGCCGUCCGACUCCAACUACACGGCGCUGUCUGCUGCGCUGACCACGGCCAGGACUCAGUAUGAGAUCGGCGGUUUCCCGUUUCUCCUGGGCCAAGAGACCAACAGCUCAGGUGUAGAAACAGGGUGGACAGACUUGACAGCUUUGGCCGUGAUCAGCAUUCAGCUCUUUGACAAAAAUGGCCGUGAGAUCCAGGUCUCAGAUCCGAUCCACGUCUCGGUGCCGCUGCCGUCCGACACCCGCAACAGGAUGGCCACAAGUGUUCCUGCUUGGCUGUAUCAGCCUAAGACGGGACUGUGGGUUAGGAACGGGACGGGCUACAUCAAAAAGGACGGCCCACAGUUUGUGUGGAACGUUGUGGUUCCUCAGAUGGGAUACUGGUUAGCUGCUUUCCCUUCAUCUUCAGGAUUGGGUUUGUCUCAUCCAGGCUUGAGGGACAUCACCACCUACCACACCCUGUUCCUGCUCUCCAUCCUGGGCUCGCUGGCCCUGCUGGUGCUCAUCCUGCUCUGUGUGCUGCUCUACUACUGCAGGUGUGGGGAGCGUAGGCGUAGGCGCAGGCGGAAGUGUUUGAAACCUCGACGGCAGCAAGGGAAAGUCCACACUUCCAAUCUAAAUGGUGCAAAGAGAGACCAGGGCACAUCCACUUCGCGCCUAAAUCUGAUCUGUGGCGGCCACGUUGAGUCUGGCCCUUCAAUUGACAAAUCUGAAAUGUCCCCAUCUCGAGACUACCAGAGUUCACGGGAGGACUUAACCAAGCAUGUUCCAGCUCACAUGCUGCGACACGCAAAGGGAAAAAAUAUUUCAGGUCCCCAAAGGGGUGAAAGCUUCCCCAUGAAGGUUACACGUGCCACAGAGACCAACAACCUGGACAACCCUCUGCUGCAUGAAGACUACAACCGGAGCUACAGCCCUAUGGAGGGCAAAGAGUCUGAAUAUCACCGACACCAGCUCGCCAACGACAAUCGAGGGUACUCCUCUGAUCCCCCGUCCCCACCUCGCUUUCAAGGCUACGUGCCAAGCCAGUCUGACAAACCGCCCGAAUAUUCGGCAGCAGCUGCAGACAGCCUUGCCAGACCCACCUCCCUCAACACCCAGCCAGGUCAGAUCAUCUUCUGCAGCUCCAUUGACCAGAUGAAGGAGAACAUGUACCGGAGCAUGGUGCCGACCCUGGUCAUCCCAGCACACUACAUGCGCUUGCCUUCCGAGUAUCCCAAAGAUGGCAAGGACCAGAAGGACCAAGAUAAAGAUGGCGCGGGAGGAGGCCAGCAGCACCAUCACCACCACUCCCAGAAACAAGGCCAACAGCAGCAGCAAGGUGGCUCCCAAGGCGACGACUCGGAGGAUCCGAGCUGGGCAUCUGACUCCUCUGGCGGCCCAGUGACCAUCCCGGUGCUCUUCAACGACUCCACCAUGGCUCAGAUGAACGGCGAACUGCAGGCUCUGACUGAGAAGAAGCUACUGGAGCUGGGUGUUAAACAGCACCCACGGGCGUGGUUCAUCUCCUUGGAUGGACGUAACAACGCUCACGUGCGCCACUCCUACAUAGAUGCUGGGAAUGACCUCAGUGGAGGAGGCGUUGGGGGAUUCUUGGGGGGUCCCAGCAGCGCUGGACGAGACGUCAACCUCGAACCGCCUCUGGAGUCCCAAGAGCGCAAGUCGGCAAUGAACAGGAAGGGUAAAGACGAGCGUUGGGGGACGGGAGGACGGAAGGGCCACGGCGUUAGCAGCAGUGGGGGGAAGUGUUACUCCAAGUUGGCGUACCCCGACCACAGCGAGCCCAGCAGCAGCGAGGGACGCCCGGUCUCACCGGAGGAGAACUCCCUCACCCCUCUUCUAGACGAAGGUCCGUCCUCCCGAGGAUCCACCAUCCCCAGGCGAGGACGCAGCCGCGUGAACAGCAGCCGCAGCAGCAACAGCGAGAACCGCCGCGACUCCUUGACCAGUCCUGAGGACGAUCCCGACGACAAAGACGGGAACAAGAAGAGCCCCUGGCAGAAGAUUGAAGACAGGCCUCUCAUGGUCUUCCACCCCAGGAAGUGAGCUGUUUUUUGAACUUACCGAACGCUUCUUUUCAAAAGGGGGGAAUCUUCCCACAACAAUCAUGGGAGAAGAGUGAUGUUUUCACCGAGAGAGAUCACGAUAAGCACAACCAUGCUUCACUGGUCCAUUUUCAGGUUGUUGUUUGACCUUUGUGUUUCUUGUGAGGUGCUUUUGCACUUUCGGAUUUCUCUCGUAGUCUCACUUCCAGUUAAUCUCACUGGAUCCCACUGAGAUGAUCUAUCGUGUACUGAAACGUAUCCAGUUUAUUGUGAAUUCUAUCAUCUAUCACAUCACUGAACCAUCGUCUGAGCCGUUGCAUAGACUGACUGUGGAAAUAGCCAUUUUAUAGAGCAAAAUAUAAGAAUAAAGCACUUACUAAUGAUUUGAUAAUUGAUUGAUUGUUACUUGCCAAGUAUUUGGAAGUGGAUGACAUUUUUCCCACGG
Molecule: messenger RNA, 3133 nt
Organism: Perca fluviatilis (European perch)
Lineage: Eukaryota; Metazoa; Chordata; Actinopteri; Perciformes; Percidae
Product: protein FAM171A2
Exons: 8
Coding region: 182-2689 (835 amino acids)
Source: RefSeq, a predicted model, not a curated record